GGAUUUUCAGCCAGCGAGCAAGUGUUUUGUGCUGUUUGUUGCACUUCAUUUUCCCCCUCAUCGCUUCUUUAAUUACACGUUUAGUUAAGUGACGGGUGGCGGACAAGUGGCGAAAACUUAUUCUUCGUCGGUCGAGGAAAUGACAACUUCAACGACCAAAACUAGUUUAAGACCAAGCGAAGCAGCAAGAGCACAAAGUGAUUAACACAGUGGAAGACCAUCCGAUUGAAAAAAAAAAUUAACGGCUCAAAAUGCUGAUCGAGUUUGCGGAGUUUAGCCAGAAACUUCAAAUCUACCGGGAGAUUCUGAGGCGGCUGCAAAGCGACCAUGAGUCCUACCAGCGCCGGCGCGAUCGCCUAAGCAAACUCAGCCAGAGGAAACGGUCCACUGCUGCUGCCCAGAAACCCGAUGCCGUUUUGUGCUCUAUGUGUAACGCCAACAUCGAAAUCGAGGAUCCCAACAGUUUCGCAACAUGUCGCGGUUGCGAGAGACUCGUGUGCCAAGGAACGAACAAGGAGGAGGCCAACCGAUGCUGCGACUGGAUUCCGGCCAUCGGAAUUUGGGAAUGCCGGGAAUGCAACUCGAAUCGGGUUAUCCAACAGAAGGCGGGCCAAUGGUUGCUGAAUCAGCUCACCCACCGGUUGCAGCAUCCGGGGCCGGUGAAUCUGAAAGCCGAAAACGAUCUGCUCGGUUUAGCCGGUGCCGAUUUUGACGAUGCCCAAAGUUCCUCGUCCUCCAUUUCAUCGAACCAGAAGGUUAAAGUGCGGGACUACAAAGACAAUGAAGCAACCGUUCCAUGGUUCCCGCGCCGUAUUCGCGACUUGGAUCGAUUCGCCAACCAGAUCCUGUCGUAUGGUGCCGAACUGGAUUCCGACCAUCCCGGAUUCACCGAUAAGACUUAUCGCGAGCGGCGAAAAUACUUUGCCGACAUUGCCUUCAACUACAAACACGGCCAACCGUUACCCCACGUCAACUACACUCCGGAGGAAAUCGAAACGUGGAAGGUGGUUUUCAACAAUUUGACUAAACUUUACCCAACGCAUGCCUGCCACGAGCACAAUCACGUGUUUCCGCUGUUGAUUGAGAACUGUGGCUAUCGGGAGGACAACAUCCCACAGCUUGAGGAUGUUUCGAACUUUUUGAAGGAUUGUACGGGAUUCACGCUCCGUCCGGUCGCAGGUCUAUUGUCGUCUCGGGACUUUUUAGCGGGUCUGGCCUUCCGAGUGUUCCACUCGACGCAGUACAUUCGUCAUCCGAGCAAACCUCUUUACACCCCGGAACCGGAUGUUUGCCACGAGUUGCUGGGACAUGCACCAUUGUUCGCGGAUCCUAACUUCGCACAAUUCUCCCAAGAAAUCGGACUGGCGUCCCUCGGAGCUCCAGAUGAGUACAUCGAAAAAUUGGCAACGUGCUUCUGGUUCACGGUCGAAUACGGAUUGUGCCGUCAAAAUGGUGAACUGAAGGCCUAUGGAGCAGGUCUGUUGUCCUCGUUCGGUGAGCUCCAGUACUGCCUUACGGAUAAGCCGGAACUGCGCGAGUUCGAUCCCCCUCGGACGGGAGAGCAAAAGUAUCCAAUCACCGAGUACCAGCCCAUCUACUACGUGUCGAACAGUUUUGACGAGGCCAUCCAGAAAAUGGUCCUAUAUGCCAACACGAUUCCCCGUCCUUUUGGAGUCCGUUACAAUGCCUAUACUCAGAGCGUCGAAAUCCUGGAUUCCAAACCACAAAUUGCUAAUCUGAUGAGAAAUAUUCAUGGAGAGUUCGAAGUCUUGCAGAAUGCAUUUAAGAAGUUGUAAAAAAUGCUACCGUUAGUUGUUUGUUUACGUUUAAGUUAGGUUUACGUGGCGAUCAGGUUGUGUUAUCAGGUCGUUAUUUUAAUCAUACGCUCAACUCAAAGGUUAAUCCUCUUAUUAAGACGUCAGCUUCCAAGACUGUAAAAGAUUAAGAACCAAAAUAAACAAAAAACAGAGGCGUGAAUAGUCAGACAAAGCCAAAAAAAUACUCUGAUUAGGUGAACCCAAAAUAAAAUUGUAAGUCUUAACGAUGA
This is a messenger RNA of Uranotaenia lowii, 2047 nucleotides long. Its product is annotated as protein henna-like. Bases 252 to 1796 code for a protein of 514 amino acids. Lineage: Eukaryota; Metazoa; Arthropoda; Insecta; Diptera; Culicidae. Gene Ontology annotation, biological process: L-tyrosine biosynthetic process. Gene Ontology annotation, molecular function: iron ion binding; phenylalanine 4-monooxygenase activity. The transcript has 8 exons. The record is from RefSeq and is a predicted model, not a curated record.